Aspergillus ruber CBS 135680 is the source of this 1342-nucleotide messenger RNA. Its product is annotated as translin family protein. Gene Ontology annotation, cellular component: nucleus; cytoplasm. The record is from RefSeq and is a predicted model, not a curated record. Bases 216 to 1064 code for a protein of 282 amino acids. The transcript has 3 exons. Gene Ontology annotation, molecular function: sequence-specific DNA binding; RNA binding; RNA endonuclease activity. NCBI's taxonomy places the organism in Eukaryota, Fungi, Ascomycota, Eurotiomycetes, Eurotiales, Aspergillaceae.
AUCAAUAUGAAAAUCUGCCCACCACACCAUCCAACUCCUAUCUUAUCAGAUAAUCACCCCGAAGUGGUUAGCCCCGCGCGCAAGAAUGACGAUCCGGCGACAUCGCGCAGUAUUCACAUAUUCACACUACUCCCACCAUUCACCGUGACAUGACUGGAAUAAAACGCUCCUGGGAAGGAAAUCCCCUCGUUGACAAUACAAAACCCAACACCACAAUGAACAACAACAACAAAAACGCAGACGCAGACGCAAACGCGAACGCAGCAAUGGACGAGCCAUCGAGCAAAGUGCUCUCAAUCUUCGGGACGUUUCGCGAUGAGUUGGACGAGCAUCAUGAUCGAAGAGAGAGAAUUAUCAAGGCGUCGAGGGAUAUUACGGCAUUGAGUAAGAAGAUUAUCUUCUCAUUACAGCGAACCCGCACCAUAAAAUCCCCCCUCCCCCCCACCAUCGCCAAAGAAACAACCACCCGCUUCACCCAAAUCCACACCCUCUUUACCUCCCUAACCCCCGACCUCACCGCCGUAAACACCUGGCGCUACCAACGCAACAUCAGCCCCGGCAUCCAGGAAUUCAUCGAAGCAUUGUCCUUCCACCACUACAUUCUGACGCAGGAAUUGAUUACGAAGGAGGAGGUACAGGCGAAAUUGCCGAGGGAAGUGCUUGUUACCGAGGAGGAUUAUCUCAUGGGGUUGUUUGAUUUGACGGGAGAGAUCAUGAGGUUUGCGGUUACGGGGUUGUCAUCGGGGGCUGCUUCUUCGCAGAAGGAUCAGAAGAAAGAGGAGAAGGGGGAGGAGAAAGAGAGUGGGGAGGGUGAAUUGAGAAUGCUUCCUGAGUCGCAGGCGGGGCUUGUGGUUGACCUACGGGCUAUGCGGGCGCUGUUUGAGAUGCUUAGUGUGCCGCGGCGGUAUCAUAUGCUCCGUGAUUUGGGGAAGAAGAUGGAAGUUAUGCAGACUAGUGUGGAGAAGGUCGAGAAAGCCGCUUAUGGGAUUCUGGUCCGUGGAAGUGAGCGACCAGCUGGAUGGAUGCCAGAUUUGUCGCAUGCGGUUGACGUGGAGAGCUAUUAACCUCUUCAAAUGUCGUAUUUAACAAUCUACCUAACGCAUGAAACAAAGCAAACCAGAAAAAAUCAAUCAUAAGUCAUGAACAUUGCCAAUCCCAUCCAUACGGAGUACGCAGGGACACAAGAUAGGGGCUUAAUUAGUAGGGCUCCUAGGAUCCUCACUCUCCUCCAGAAUCCCCUGCGCAAUAAGCAUCUCCGGCUGCGGGCGAUGUUGAAUCUUCUGCUCGAGACUAUCCGCACGCAUGUGUUUCUGUAACUCGCGCGCUUGGGCUUGGAUGGCCG